AUGUAUGCCUUCGACGUGGUAUUUCUUAUUACCGCUUCCGUAUCGACAUUGGUGGCCGCCCUGCGUGUACAUGCUGUAAGCGGACGCAACUGGCGCUGGGUACUGCCGGUCUGGCUCCUUGGCAUGGUCCCCGUUGGCAUCAACAUAGUCAGUACAUGGAGUAUGACAAGUCGUGAUCGUCCCUCGCGCAUCCGUCGUCGCCUCGGACAUACUUGUGAUCUCCGCAACAUGGUACUACAUUGGUCGUACAAGCUCUGUAAGAUCACAAUUGAUAUAUAUAUAUUCUUAGACGAUGGUACUUAUUUCAUGUACAGCAUCAUCUCGCUGCUCAACACUGUCGACCUCACCAUGAAUGCGAUUAAUAACACUCGCUUUCACUCCUCCACGAUAGAUAUAACGAUCUUAAUUACUGCGAUGUCGAGCAUUCUGAUCUCCCGCUUCCUCAUUUGCAUCCGCGAAGCCGCGGAGCGCACAACACAGGAAUUCAGCUCCCCAUCCUUCGUUGACUCGCAAGGCAAAUCUUCUCCACAAGCGUGGCUUUCCAGCGCAGAAUUUGCUGCUGAUAUCGACAACCCCUCUGCGGGAGAUAGUAACGCGGAUGCUUUCUCCGAUCUCGACGAUGAUCUGAAUUCAAGAGGCGAGGAUGAUGCGGGAGAGGUGGAAAGUAAUGAGAUAGAGUUCGAGGAAUACGCAGCCUCAGCCUCUUCCAUAGAUGCACGCUCAUCAUGA
This is a messenger RNA of Postia placenta MAD-698-R-SB12, 729 nucleotides long. RefSeq lists its product as hypothetical. Lineage: Eukaryota; Fungi; Basidiomycota; Agaricomycetes; Polyporales; Adustoporiaceae. The transcript is spliced from 6 exons. Bases 1 to 729 code for a protein of 242 amino acids. The record is from RefSeq and is a predicted model, not a curated record.